Molecule: messenger RNA, 219 nt
Organism: Perkinsus marinus ATCC 50983
Lineage: Eukaryota; Perkinsozoa; Perkinsida; Perkinsidae
Exons: 2
Source: RefSeq, a predicted model, not a curated record
GCACGAGAGGGCGGUGAUUGAGAGUGAAAAAUAUGCUGGCAAGAAACUGCGUAAAUUACAGGGCAGUUUCCAACGCCACAACUUCACCAAUUGCGAUGAGGCUGCCGAAUACCUAAAUAGCUUCCCCAGAAAGUCGGCAUUGGACGCUAAAUGGAGGCUCCUUGAGGACUGCUAUGAGCUGGAGGAGAAAGAACACUCCUAUGCGGAGGAGGCGAAGUG